AGUGACACAUCGUGCCUCCUGUCGCCUCCACUCACCAGCUCAAGCUACUAGCAUAACGUGAGUCAUAACUUAUCAGGUAAGGUGAAGCUCGUUUCGAUCUGUGGUUACCUUCGGAAGUUCAACAGGUUUCCAGGAGAAUCGCGAUGAUGGUCAGGGCUGGCAGUAUUCUGAAGCUCGCCGCACUGAUUUUUGCAUUCCUCCUAGCUGUCUUUCUGGCUUUUCAGCUGCUAGAGAUCAACAUGGAUUUUACACUGAGCAAUGUGAUAGCUAAAUCUUUGUCAACAAACGAAGCCCCAACGAAGCAAACCAGAUACAACAAGUGCGGCUUGUCCAAGUCAUGUCCGCCCGGACACUUCGCCUUCAAGAUGGCGAGCGGAGCAGCCAGCGUGGUUGGGCCGAAAAUUUGCCUGGAGGAUAAAUUACUCAUGAGCAGUGUGAAGAACAAUGUGGGUAGAGGAAUCAACGUUGCUCUGGUUAAUGGGAAAACAGGGGACCUUAUCAAGACAGAUUUUUUUGAUAUGUGGGGAGGAGAUGUGGCUCCUUUAAUUAAAUUCCUGAAGGAAAUUGAAGAAGGGACAGUCGUGAUGAUGGCCUCAUUUGACGACACAGCGACAAAACUCAACGAUGAAGCCAGGAAGCUAAUAGCUGAUCUGGGCAGCUCGGCUGCAAAUAAUUUGGCCUUCAGGGAUAACUGGAUCUUUGUAGGAGGGAAAGGCAUCAAGACCAAGAGUCCAUUUGAGCAGCACGUGAAAAACAACGCAGACACCAACAAAUUCGAGGGAUGGCCUGAAGUGCUGGAAAUGGAAGGCUGUGUGCCUCAGAGGCAGGAUUGAUCCGAGCUCACGCACUCGUCACUGUGUCCCCCCUUUCCUCCCUCGUCCUCCUGACAUUCCCCGUCAUUGUGAGACUUUUUAGUGGUCACGCUUGUUUGAGCUGAGAUAGGUCAUCUUACAGCUCAAAGCCUUUUAUUCACAUUCACACACCAGAACAGCAUCUCGCCAGAAGAUAUUAGCAGGAAAGAGGAGCCUGUAAUUUGAAUCAGUAGGUAGAGUGCACUGAUUACUGGCAUACUAUCACACUUUCUAUCCGUACGGGCCCACGGGCUUAGCUGUGAUAGUGUUGCAUUGUACUGUUGUUGAUGGAAGUGGACAUCACAUCCCAGAUUUUUCUGGGAGGCUGAAUUUUCUCAGUUUACCUGCCCCCCUGCUGUGAUAUCAUUAACAUGUUUUUUUUUUUUUUUUACUUCUUUCUCUCUUUUUUUUUUUUUACAAUGUUGCGAUUCGGUUUGUUCAUUUCAGUGUUUAUCUAGAUGAAAUUAUUAUUAUUAACAGAGUUCUGAAUGCGCUCCCUUUCGUAAUGUUAUUAUAACCAAAUGUACCACAUUCACUGUGAAAAUUUGUAAAUAUGUGUUUUAGAGGAUGAACAUUGGAAUAAUAAUAAUAUAAUUUCUUAAAAUAAAUGAAUGAGAAUGAGAAUAAAUGUGAGGAUUGAACACG
Molecule: messenger RNA, 1496 nt
Organism: Larimichthys crocea (large yellow croaker)
Lineage: Eukaryota; Metazoa; Chordata; Actinopteri; Sciaenidae
Gene: fam3c
Product: FAM3 metabolism regulating signaling molecule C
Exons: 10
Coding region: 144-833 (229 amino acids)
Source: RefSeq, a predicted model, not a curated record